AUGUCCGUCUGGGACGCUUUUACCGGAAAAAAGUCCUCGAGGCAGCAUUCGGAAGCCUCUACCCAUCCUCAAUCUACUGCUUCUUCCUCGUCUUCGCCUUCAUUCACGCCUACACAAUUCGAUCCCUCCACUGCAACAGACGUGUCCUCCUUUCUUGGAAGCGCAUCUUUACCCGAUGCAUCUAAACUUCAUCCACUGGCCGGCUUGAACCAACAGACACUCGACUACCUGACGCUAGACGAGUCGGCACUCUCGGACCUCCCUGGCUCUAGGUCCAUAUUACCCUCGCGCGGCUGGUCCGAUGACUUGUGUUACGGCACAGGAGUCGUAUACCUUACGGCUUUGACGACGGGAGGCAUAUGGGGUCUAAUAGAAGGAUUGAACCGAACACCGGCAUCCGCGCCUCCGAAGCUAAGAUUAAACAGCGUCUUGAACAGCAUCACCCGAAGAGGACCUUUUCUGGGUAACUCGGCUGGGGUGGUGGCGAUGGUCUACAACGGAGUAAACUCAACGAUAGGAUAUUAUCGCGGCAAACAUGAUGCCACCAACAGCAUCGUGGCCGGUGCAUUAAGCGGGGCCAUUUUCAAGAGCACCAGAGGUCUGAAACCAAUGUUGAUCUCGAGUGGUAUCGUGGGUUCCAUCGCGGGAAUGUGGGCUUUGACUCGCAAAGUCAUUUUUGAACCGGGCGAACCUGCAGAGGCGAAAGAACAGAUGAUUGCUCCAGCACACGCAACCAUCUAA
Cladophialophora bantiana CBS 173.52 is the source of this 741-nucleotide messenger RNA. RefSeq lists its product as uncharacterized. Lineage: Eukaryota; Fungi; Ascomycota; Eurotiomycetes; Chaetothyriales; Herpotrichiellaceae. Bases 1 to 741 code for a protein of 246 amino acids. Gene Ontology annotation, molecular function: transmembrane protein transporter activity. Gene Ontology annotation, cellular component: TIM23 mitochondrial import inner membrane translocase complex; mitochondrial inner membrane. Gene Ontology annotation, biological process: protein import into mitochondrial matrix. The transcript has 2 exons. The record is from RefSeq and is a predicted model, not a curated record.